Messenger RNA from Brachypodium distachyon (stiff brome), 3815 nucleotides. RefSeq names its product probable galacturonosyltransferase-like 4. Gene Ontology annotation, molecular function: glycosyltransferase activity. NCBI's taxonomy places the organism in Eukaryota, Viridiplantae, Streptophyta, Magnoliopsida, Poales, Poaceae. The record is from RefSeq and is a predicted model, not a curated record. The coding region runs from base 2257 to 3312 and encodes 351 amino acids. Gene Ontology annotation, cellular component: Golgi apparatus. The transcript has a single exon.
UUUCGCUGAAUAGCAUCUGAAAUUUAUGAACGUGUGGUAGGGCACCUUAACUUAUACUGUACGGAACAUGUAGUACUCAGUAUAAAUUUUUUCCAGUUCUGAUCUUCAAUAAAAAGGAAAAAGUUUACUAUAUCUGAGUUGCUUUAUUAGUCUUUAGCACCUUGUUGCAAAACGGACAAAAUUUUGCCUGAACGUUUGUAGUAAAUACAGUUUUGCUGAACAUAGAUGCAUAAGUAUUUUUGAUAAUUUUAGAAAUGUGAAAUUGCCUUUGUUGAAGUGCGCAAUGCAUAUUAUGUUACUAUCUCCUUUCAAGUAUACAAGUCCCAUCUUCAAAAAUCACAUUUAUGAGACACGAGGACAAAGAUAAUAAUUAAAGCUCUUGUUGAUAUUUUCAAUAGAAGGGGUAUUUUUGUGGUAAAAAAAAGAUAAUAAUUAAAGCAUGACAAAAUGUCGUCAAUUAAUCCAUUUGCCAUUAUAUAUGAGCAUAGAGAUGUUGUAUUUAGGAAUAAUACAUUUGCUAACUUCUAUAAAAUUUUUUGAAGCAUGUAAGAUUUCAAGAUCAGAAUAAAGUAAAUUCACUUGAAGAAAAAUAUAGUUGGCGAUAUAUCCACUGCAAAAAAAUCUUAGUUCCAUGCAAACUUACAAACUAUCCCAGUGGAUCAUCGGUUCUUAAACGUGCUACGUAAAUCAAAAGUCGGAAUUAACCAUUACCAAGUGUAGGAUAAUUAUAAGGGGUAUGUGAAAACAUGUUUAAGUGUGUGUUUUGAUUUCCACCUUUGAUCUGCACCACAUAAUUUUAAUCGGAUGGUCCAUGCGAGUAGUUUGUAAGUUUGUGUUGGAUACUUGCCUAUUACAACCAAUCAACUUGCACCGGUUAAAGGGACAUUUUUGCACAAAAAAUUGCCUUGUAGCUUAAUUUAGAUACAAGUCUUGUAGUACCUCAUUUUUAAGUAUAAGAUGUUACAACUUUGUAAUAAGUCAAACCUCUUAAAAUUUUACUAUGUUUAUAAAAUACUGUAAUAAUAUUAUAGUAUCAAAUAAGUAUAUUAUCAAAAAUCAUGAUGGAUUUAAUAAAACUUUAUUUUCGAAAAGGAGGAUAACUUCCGGCCUCUGCAUCGGUUGAUGCACACAACCAUAGGAUUUAAUAAAACUAAUUUGAAGUUGUAGUUAUUAGUAGUUUUGUUUAUAAACUUGGUCAAAUUUUACGAAGUUCGACUUGAGUACGAAGUUAGGACAAUCUAUAUUUAGCAACAAAGGAAGUAUUCCCUCCGUCCCAUAUUAAGUGUCGAAAUAUUACAUGUAUCUGGAUGUUUUCUAGACAUAGAUACAUCCAUACUUAGACAAAUUUGAGACACUUAAUAUGGGACGGAGGGAGUACAUCUUUGCUAUGAAACCGUCAAGAAGAUGAAAAUACCCAUAAAGACAACAUGAUAGUUAGACUAUGAGCCAGUUCCAAUAAAAGCCUGAUGAUAGUCUUUCCCGGAUUUGAACUAUGAACACAAACAGAUGGAAAUAAGAGAGAGGAUGCUUAUGGAGAUUAGAGAGUAGAGGAUGUGUUAGGAGACUGGGAAAGGGAGGAUUAUGGAUUGUUAUUCCAACUGACAUGUUUGUCUUAGUUAGAGAAGAUAAGAAUUUGGUAUUUGGAAGAAUGAAUGUACCGCCACCAACCGCAAACUUUAUAAGUAAAAAAAGGUUGCACGUAAUUUUGUGAAACCUCAAAGGUUAGGAGUUUGCACAUAAACAUACACCAAAAAGUGACACACAUCUAACCUUCCUCCUCUUAAUCUUAAAUCAGACAAUAAAGCAAUUGGCAUUGCAAAGCAUUGAUUUGGAGUCAACUGAAAGCCAAUGUCAACACGAAUGCAUAGACAAUGAAUGCAAACAAUCCAAUUAUAGGCAGCAUCGUUGCGACCAUCUUCUGGUCCUAGCUUCCCUCCCGGCCGCCCACAUCCCGCAUGCAUUUCCACCAUGUUUAUCCCUUGUCCUCUUCACCUUACACUCCCGUUUCCCCGCCAUUUUCAUGGUGGGCCCCCUCCCUUCCUAAACCCGUCCCUACCAUUGCCAGGGACCAGGGUGGCCACCGUCCCCUUCCCCUGUUCCGUGCCGGCGUUGUCGCCAUUGCUGGCUAGCGCCCUUGCCUUGCCGGCGGCAACCACUCCGGCCACCCUUACGUAAUACGUACGCUCCUUCAAUUUAUAUCGUCUCGCCAGCUCCGCUACGCUCCGGCGGCCGGACAGACGGACGUACAUACACACGAUGCCUCCUCCAGCAGCCGGCUGCGUCGUCGCCGCCAUUGUUGCGCUCCUCGUCCUGCUCGGAGGAGACGAGGUGACCGGCAUCCGCGUGGACGCCGCCAUGAUGAUCCGGCAGCCGUCCGAGUCCGUCCCCGCCACGUUCCGCGAGGCCCCGGCCUUCCGCAACGGCGCCGAGUGCGCCGGCGCCGGCAGCGAGAAGGUGAACGUGGCCAUGACGCUGGACGCCAACUACCUCCGCGGCACCAUGGCCGGCGUGCUCUCCAUCCUCCAGCACACGGCGUGCCCCGAGAGCGUGGCGUUCCACUUCCUCGCCACCCGGAUGGACGGCGACCUGGUGGGCAUGGUGCGCGCCACCUUCCCGUACCUGGACCUCCGCGUGUACCGCUUCGACCCGUCCCGGGUCCGGGGCCGGAUCUCCCGCUCCAUCCGCCACGCCCUCGACCAGCCGCUCAACUACGCCCGGAUCUACCUCGCCGACACGCUGCCCCCCGACGUGCGCCGUGUCAUCUACCUCGACUCCGACGUCAUCGUCGUCGACGACAUCCGAACACUCUUCUCCGUCGACCUGGGCGGCCACGUCGUCGGCGCGCCCGAGUACUGCCACGCCAACUUCACCAACUACUUCACCGACGCCUUCUGGACGGACCCGGCGCUCAGCGGCACCUUCCGGGGCCGCCGCCCUUGCUACUUCAACACGGGCGUCAUGGUGAUGGACGUCGACAGGUGGCGCAACGGCGGCUACACGAGGCGGGUGGAAGGCUGGAUGGCCGUGCAGAAGCAGAAGAGGAUCUACCACCUCGGCUCGCUGCCGCCGUUCCUGCUGGUGCUCGCCGGGGACAUCCAGGCCGUCGAUCACCGGUGGAACCAGCACGGGCUCGGCGGCGACAACGUCAAGGGCCGGUGCCGAGGCCUGCACCCGGGGCCCAUCAGCCUGCUGCACUGGAGCGGCAAGGGCAAGCCGUGGCACCGGCUCGAUGCGCGGCGGCCGUGCGCCGUCGACUACCUCUGGGCGCCCUACGAUCUCUACCGGCCGUCGUCGCCGGUGCUCGAGGAGUGAGCAGCACCUACACCAUACAAUCAGAAAAAAGAGCUAAAGUAAUCAUCAUCAAUCACUCAGUUUCUGCAGAACAGACAUGCAUGCAUGCGUGCAAAAAGCAAAAUUACACGAUGGAUCAUCUCCAUGCAUGCAUGUAUGUCAAAUGCAUCUCUUCCUAUCACGUACGCACGUUAAAAAUGUGCAUCAAACAAGGUUGAAGAAAUGGUGGUGGUACGUACGUACGUAGAAGAAGAGAAUCGGUGCUGUUUCUUGGGGUCUAGCUUGAUUUGGGAGGUUAAAUUGAGGCAAAUUGUGCUUCUUGGUUAUCGAUCUCCCUUUGGGUGGGUUCUUGUUUAAUUUGUUCUGCUCAUCGUCGUUUUGUAUAGGCCAUUCUGUAAUGUGUAAAGAUUAGUGUGCACGGUGGGAGGUGAGGGAAAUUGACUCUCAAAAAUGUAUGUAUACCGCUGUGUAUAUAUUAUCAGUUUAUAUUUAUACAAGGACAGAUCGCUUCAAAAUUAAACAAA